Messenger RNA from Labrus mixtus (cuckoo wrasse), 3247 nucleotides. RefSeq names its product lymphocyte cytosolic protein 2a (gene lcp2a). Lineage: Eukaryota; Metazoa; Chordata; Actinopteri; Labriformes; Labridae. Gene Ontology annotation, biological process: intracellular signal transduction; cell surface receptor protein tyrosine kinase signaling pathway. The transcript has 21 exons. Gene Ontology annotation, molecular function: protein binding. The coding region runs from base 465 to 2009 and encodes 514 amino acids. The record is from RefSeq and is a predicted model, not a curated record.
GAAGAGGAGGAAAGAGGCAGAUACUGACAGAUAGAAAGAGGGGAAGAAGUAGAGAGAGAAAGAGAGAGAGAGAGAGAAGGAAGCCAUUUUGGUUCCUUGGUGUCAUGUCGGCCUGAAAGUCGCUUCGUUCUUUCCGUCCUCUUCGCUGAAAACUCUCAGACUGUAAGAGAGCUGCGAGCUGAUUGGAGGAAGUCGAACUUUCUGAAGACAGCUGACGGUUAUUUUAUUUUUGGAGACUCUUUCUGAGAAGUUUGGUUCGUGCUCAGCAGGAAGGAGUGGUGAGGAUCGAGGCCUGCCCACAUGCCACAGAGCCGACGGCCAACUGAAGACAAGAAGCAGGAAGACAGAAGUCCUCAGCAGGCGUUUGGUGAUGGUCGCCUCGUUCUGUUAGAGCAGAACGUUUGGGUUUGACAUCAGCUGGACGGACAGACAUCGAGUCUCUGAGAGGGUUUGGAGGGCGCAGGAUGAGCUCAGACCGAGUGCCAUCCAGGUCGGAGGUGAUGGGGUGGAGCCCUCAGGAGCUGGCAGACUACCUGAAGAAGAUGAAUCUGUCCGGCUGUGAUAAAGUCGUGAUGAAGAACUCCAUCAACGGAUCCAGAUUUGUGAAUCUGAGUGAAAACGACCUGCAGAAGUUCCCGAAACUUCAUGCUCCGUUAAUCUUAAAGAUCAGCACAGAAAUCAGCAAAAAGGAGGAGAAACGAGGACUUUUACGAUUUGGUAAAAGAUCAACUCCCAAAAGUCAUGAACCAGACACCUGUGCUGACGUUCAGGGCUGGGGAGAAGACGAGUUUGAUGAUGAAGAUUUCGAUGAUGACUAUGAGAGUCCGUACAGUGGUGAGGAGGAGGGCAGCGGCGGGGACUAUGAAUCCCCAAACGAGGACGCGGCCAAUGAUUACGAGCCACCUCCUACCGAGCCUCCUGAGGACUUGCCUCACAAACUGUGCAGCACCCUGCCCAUGGGAGACAACGAUUACGUCGAUAACAGAGAUAACCAUGUAUCAUCCAGAGGCCCGCCUCCUGCUCUGAGUCCCCGCCCCACUGUAUCCUCCCUUUCUGCACCGUCUCCCCGGAUGCCAGGUGAGUCGCCCUCCAGGAGAGACCCCUCCCCCUCCCCUCAUGGCAGCGGACAACCAUCAGGAAAAUUUCCUCCUGGGCCUCCGCAGAUCUUUCGUGGAGACAAACCAGGUAGAAAUGCAGGAUCUACCCCGUCCCCAAUCAGAGGACCUCAUCGCAACACACUGAACACGCCUGGCGCACAUCCAUGGAGGGCUCAGCCCGACACCCCCGAUCCUCAUAACUGGUCCAAACCUGUUCUACCUCCUCCCUCCACGUCUAUCGGCAGGAGUAACUCCUCUGCCAGAGCUCCUCCCAACAGGUUCGAUGCAAGAAGAGAGCAGACAAAUGAUGAAGUUCCUAAAAACAACACCUUCCCCCUCCACAAUAAAAGUCUUCACCCUCGCCCUGGACUCCCGGGUCCCCUUCCACGUCACGGAGACAGUUUGCCUCCCAAUGUUCCCUCUGCAGCGUCGCUGCCUCAAAAGCUUCACUCUGCAAUUGGGGAACCGAGAGGGAGCUUCUUAGGAUCAGACAGACAGUCUUUUCGUCCCCCUCCGUCCACAUCAACGAGAUCUCAGGAGUUGGACCCUCGUUGGUACAUUGGCAAAGUGACCAGAGGUCAGGCUGAGGGAUGUCUGAAAAGAGUCAACAAGGACGGGGCGUACCUGGUGAGGGACUCCACGCGGCAGCUGGCCAAUCAGCCGUUCACCCUGAUGGUGUUUUACCAGGACAAAGUGUUCAACAUCCAGAUCAGACAGCAGAACCAUGAGUUCCUGCUGGGAACUGGACUCAAAGUGCAGGAGUCUUUCCCCUCAGUGAGUGGCAUCAUCAGUCAUUACUCCCAGUCUCCUCUUCUCCUCAUUGACGCCAAAAACAGGCGCUCGAGCCAGCAGAACCAGUGUCUGCUCUCCGACCCGGCCGGGUACUACAUGACCGGACAGAACUGGUCCUGACCGGAUCAAUCCGGAUCAGACUGGAUGAGUAAAAACUAAGCCUGAGUUAAACCCAACAGGCAGGAUGAAGAUGAAUGUUCUCCUCAGAUGUUGAGGUGUGAUCAUGAGAGAAAUGUCAGAUUUUUGCACGUUGCUUUAUUUUCUCGUCUUCCACAUUUUUUAUUUUUGUGACGUUGCUCUGUUUUUAAAGUUUUACAUUUUUUUGGACCGUAAACUUUUUACACUCUGAAGCUCUGGAACUAUUCUGUCAAUAAAGGGGUUUUCAUUUAAUUUUUUUCUUGAGACGUCCUCUGGUCUGGCGUCACAUAAAUGUUGUAUUGUCUGUUUAAGCCUCUAGUAGCAGUUAUUCCAAAUUCAAACUCUGCACUGAUCUGUAUCUGCGUCCAGCCCUGCUAAAUCCAGUGUUUCAGGAUGCAUUCAUGUAAUUCUGUUUGUGAAAUAAAGAGCAAGCUUCCAGUAUUCCCACUUCACAAAAAUAAUGAGUUUCAUCUCUUUAUUAAAUCCGUAUAAAAAUAUUUAAAGGAGCCAAUGUGUAAAUUGCACAAUUACAUAGGCAACGUUUAAUAAUGUAUUUGCAGUUUACAAAGUUUGCAGGAGUUUAUCUGCAUGAGUUGGUAAUUAAAAAUAAGAAAUGGGCAUUUAGGACUCUGUUGUAUAGUUUUUCCCAUGAGCCCCUUUUUAAUCCCUGUCAUCAUUUGUCAGUUAAAGCUCAGACUGUAUUGUUUUGUCUGCGUUGUCCUCGAAGGCACCGCAGGGCGAAUAUUACUGCUGCCACUGCCAACUGUCAUCACACACACACACACACACACACACACACACACACACACACUCACACCAGUGUGAAUCACCUGAGGUUCAGUCUGUCUUCGUUGGUGAACAGAUAAGAAGUCAAAACUCUCAUGACGAGUUUGUGUUUUUAAAUUCACCUGUAAAAGGUUUCAGGUGUCAUUUUACAUUUGUAUUCACUCGUAUGAUUCCUGUUUCUUUCUGAAGAAAGAAGUUUAGUUAACCCUAACCCUACCUGAAAUGAAAAUAUUUAUGGUCAAUCAAGAGUCAGCAGUUAACCUAACGAGCAUGUCUUUGGACUGUGGGAGGAAGCCGGAGUACCUGGAGAGAACCCACACAUGCACGAGGAGAACAUGCAAACUCCACACAGAGAGGCUCCUGCCAGACGGGGAUUCAAACCGGGAGCUUUUGUAAUUUACCUGUGCUAAACAAAUAAAGACUGAUUAAUCAUG